Molecule: messenger RNA, 1750 nt
Organism: Corticium candelabrum
Lineage: Eukaryota; Metazoa; Porifera; Homoscleromorpha; Homosclerophorida; Plakinidae
Product: zinc finger MYM-type protein 1-like
Exons: 3
Coding region: 199-1554 (451 amino acids)
Source: RefSeq, a predicted model, not a curated record
GUAGCCAGGCAUCUAUUUUACCGGGCAUAUGCCCGGGCAACUUUUUGCUUUGCCCGCGUAUUUUAGGUGACAUAAAUUCAAGUUCAACGCAUUUCUAUAAACAGUCGGGAACACCGUGAUAGAGGAGUCCCGCCCACGGAACUGUCCCGGAUGCCGACUAAUAUCAAUUCUCAGCGUCUGAUUCGUUGAAUUCGCUCAAUGCAGGAGAAGAUGGAUGCGUCAGAGUCUAACGCUAAGCGUAGAAAGCGAAAGCGACAUACUGUGACUCUGAAUGACUUUUGGGGACCCAAAAGAAUUGAAAACGGUGACAAAACGGGCGAUUCAGACGAUAUGCCUAACAAAAUUCAGCAAGCCAUACCUGAAAGCGCUGAGUCUGCCUACGAAGCCCCGGAUGAUUCUGGUUCUGGAGAAGACAUGGCAAAUACCGAGCCUGGUAAUGCUAGGAGUACUGUGUGUUCAACAUCUUUGGAGAUCAUAUCAAAGUUGGACAUUUCCACGAGGUUUCAGAGCGGCCCUUCCCAACCGGUCUGUCAGUUUCCUUCUAAAAAUUUUGGAAAGGGAAAACACUCAUGUAGAAGAUCGUUUGUUGCCACCUGGUACACAACAUAUCCAUGGUUGGAAUACUCGAUAAAAUUUGACCGAGCCUACUGCUUUGCCUGUCGUCAUUACUGCCUUGGCAGUGCAAGCGGCCGUGCCGACACAGCGUUUACCAGUAUAGGUUUCGGCGACUGGAAGCAUGGUACUGGUAAUAAAGGAGCAUUUCUGAUCCAUGCCAGUUCGGCACAUCACAGGAAUGCUAUGGCAGAAUGGCAUGAGCGGCGACUGGAUGACUGUAACAGCCAGCGUCGACGAGUUGAAGACCUCUUUGCAGAAGAAGAUGAACGCGUUGUUCUUUCUAACAGACACUAUUUAAAAUGUCUGGCGGAGGUUAUCCUCUUGUGUGCUAAACAGAAUCUUGCACUUCGUGGGCACGAUGAAUCGGAGGAGUCAUCGAAUCCAGGCAAUUUUUUGGCUGUAUUUGAGCUUCUUGCAAGGCAUGAUCACGAAUUGUUCAAACGAAUUGAAACGCUCCCCGGUAACGUAAGUUAUAAGUCUCCAGAGAUUCAAAACGCUUUGAUCCAGUUGAUGGCUGAUAUGGUACGAGAGAAAAUAUGCAGUGAAGUACAAAGGAGUGGCUAUUUUUGUCUUAUUUGCGACGAAAGUAAAGAUGUAGCAAAGAAUGAACAGCUUGCAGUUGUUCUGCGCUAUGUUCUAGACGGGACUGUUCAUGAGCGGUUUAUAUCUUUCACACCUCUUGGCAACCUUGCAGCAGACGGGAUAGCAGAGGAGAUCUGUCAAGUGUUGACAAGGAACAAACUUACCUUGCAGAACUGCAUUGCUCAAACCUACGAUGGUGCUAGUGUCAUGAGCGGAAAGCACACCGGCGUUCAGAAGAGAAUCAGAGACAUUGCUCCGAAAGCCGUCUACACGCAUUGCUACGCACAUAGGCUGAACCUUGUUGUCGUUGAUUCUGUAAAGUCCGUCGAUUUUGACCAUAGAGAAAGAUGUAGUUGAAACGUUAGAUUUAGAGAGGGUAGUUACGAAAUUUGCAAGUUUAGAAUUUGGAAGAUGCCGAAGAUUAAGUCUAGUUAGCAAAAGCACAAAAUUUUAGUGCUCUAUAGAACAGCUUGUAUUCUAACUGAGCUAAUUAUGAGUACAUGAUUAGGUUUUGUUCGAUUGGUUUGUGAAAUUGAUGGAUAUGGGCAAUGCC